Camellia sinensis is the source of this 1473-nucleotide messenger RNA. It is a transcript of the gene MSFC1, whose product is annotated as Mitochondrial substrate carrier family protein. The record is from RefSeq and is a predicted model, not a curated record. Gene Ontology annotation, cellular component: mitochondrion. Gene Ontology annotation, biological process: succinate transport; fumarate transport. Lineage: Eukaryota; Viridiplantae; Streptophyta; Magnoliopsida; Ericales; Theaceae. Gene Ontology annotation, molecular function: succinate:fumarate antiporter activity.
CAAACCUCCAUUUCUGAGAUCCAAAGCUCUUUCUCUCUAUAAAAUGCUCUCAUAGUGUACUCCCAAAUUCACCACAACCAGAAGAAGAAGAAGAAGGAGAACCAAACCCAGACCCCCCCAAAACGUCACCGUUUCACCUCCUUCUUCUUCUUCUUCAAUGGCGGACCAAACUGGGAAAUCACAGAAAUCAAUCCCACCGUACGUGAAAGCCGUGGCGGGCUCGAUCGGAGGGGUCAUGGAGGCCUGUUGUUUACAGCCCAUCGACGUUAUCAAGACCCGCUUGCAGCUCGAUCGGUCCGGAGCUUACAAGGGUAUAGUCCACUGCGGCACCACCAUAGUCCGUACGGAGGGCGUGCGAGCUCUGUGGAAGGGAUUGACUCCGUUUGCGACUCACUUGACUCUGAAGUAUGCGCUUCGGAUGGGUUCGAAUGCGGUGCUACAGAGCGCUUUCAAGGACUCGAAUUCAGGGAAUCUCAGCAACCAAGGGAGGUUUUUUGCUGGGUUCGGUGCUGGGGUUCUUGAAGCUCUCGUCAUUGUCACUCCGUUUGAGGUGGUGAAAAUAAGACUGCAACAGCAGAGAGGAUUGAGUCACGAGCUAUUAAAGUACAAAGGCCCUGUACACUGUGCUCGUUUGAUCAUCCGUGAAGAAGGCAUCCUCGGGCUCUGGGCUGGAGCUGCCCCAACUGUCAUGCGCAAUGGAACAAACCAAGCUGCAAUGUUUUCAGCCAAGAAUGCUUUCGACCGGCUCUUGUGGAAGAAACAUGAAGGUGAUGGGAAAGUCCUCCAACCGUGGCAGUCUAUGAUAUCGGGAUUUCUUGCAGGAACAGCCGGUCCCAUCUGCACCGGCCCUUUUGAUGUUGUGAAAACUAGGUUGAUGGCCCAAAGCCGAUCUGGAGGUGAGUUGAAGUAUAAAGGGAUGGUCCACGCUAUCCCAACAAUAUAUAGAGAAGAAGGGUUACGUGCGUUGUGGAAGGGACUGCUGCCUCGGCUUAUGAGGAUCCCACCUGGACAGGCCAUCAUGUGGGCAGUGGCUGACCAAGUAACUGGCUUGUAUGAGAGGAAAUACAUACAUAAUGCACCCUUAUAAGUACCGUUCACAAUGUUUUGCUUAUGUUAGAUCCUAGUUUCAUUGAACGUAAAGUCACAUAUGAUUCUAUUUGAAUGGGAAAUAUUUUGAGCCAAAAUUCCCAGUACAAUACAUUCUUGUGCCGACCAGUCUGGUUUUACUGGCAAAAAAUCAUGUGUCACCCGCCAGCAAUGCCAUUUUUGUUGAUUUUGUAAUGAUCAUUUUUUUUUAUUAGGUUUUUCAGUACCCUAACAUGUUGUUAGGGACUAAAUCACUUUAAUUUCUUUGGGCUGUGAUGCCAUUUUUGUUGAUUUGUGCUAUGAUAAAAGUUCUAGGCUCUGUUUGGUAAGACUUUCUAACUAAGAUUUGAGAAUAUGAGUUGUAUUUUGAGUUUGUGUGUUUUGAAA